Molecule: messenger RNA, 1410 nt
Organism: Aspergillus piperis CBS 112811
Lineage: Eukaryota; Fungi; Ascomycota; Eurotiomycetes; Eurotiales; Aspergillaceae
Product: tannase and feruloyl esterase
Exons: 1
Coding region: 32-1291 (419 amino acids)
Source: RefSeq, a predicted model, not a curated record
CAACGGUACCAUCGACCGCCAGGCCCUCUACAUGUUCGGCUACCAAGCCCACUAUGAACUCAGCGCCGUCGGCAAGGCCUUCACCAAGAACUUCUUCGAUCUCGGCUCCUCCAAACUCUACGCCUACUACCAGGGCUGCUCCGAAGGUGGCCGCGAGGGCUGGUCCCAAGUCCAGCGCUUCGGCGAGGAAUGGGACGGCGCUGUCAUCGGCGCCCCUGCCAUUCGCUACGGCCAGCAGCAGCCCAACCACCUCUACCCUGGUCUCGUCGAAUACACCAUGGGCUACUAUCCCCCGCCCUGCGAGCUUGAGAAGAUCAACAACAUGACUAUUGCCGCCUGCGACGCCCUCGACGGCAAGAAGGAUGGGGUCGUCGCCCGCACCGACCUCUGCAAGCUGCAUUUCAAUGUUAACUCCACCAUCGGCGCCCCCUACUACUGCCCCGCCGAAACCACCACCACUGUGCUCAAGAAACGUCUCUCCACCAGCAACACCACCCCAGCCCAAAAUGGCACCGUCACCAAAGAAGGCGCCGCCGUCGCCGCCAAGAUCCUCGAUGGCCUGAAGACCCUUGACGGCAAGCGUGCCUACAUCUGGUACCAGCCCAGUGCGACUUUCGACGAUGCCGAAACGCAAUACAACUCCGACACUGACUCCUGGGAACUGGACAUCACCUCCCUCGGCGGCGAAUGGGUUGCCAAGUUCCUCGAACUCUACGACGUCGACAACCUCUCCACCCUUGACAACGUCACCUACGAUGUCAUGACGAAAUGGAUGACUCUGGGCUGGCAACGCUACGAAGACGUCCUGCAAACUACCUGGCCCGACCUGACCCCGUUCCACUCCAACGGCGGCAAGAUCAUCCACGUCCACGGUGAAUCGGACCCCAGUAUCCCCACCGGCUCCUCGGUCCACUACCACGAAUCCGUCCGCAAAACGAUGUACUCCUCCCUCUCCUUCAACGAGUCCUCCGACGCCCUGAACGACUGGAACCGUCUGUACCUUGUCCCUGGUGCUGCACACUGCUCGUACAGCACGGACCAGCCCAAUGGCGGCUGGCCGCAGAGUACGCUGCCUACGUUGUUUGAUUGGGUGGAGAACGGCCAGAAGCCGGAUCGCUUGAAUGCUACGGUCCAGGAGGGUGAGAACUAUGGUCAGGUUCAGCAAUUGUGUGCUUGGCCGUUGAGACCUUACUUCGUGAACAACGGGACCGAAUUGACUUGUGUCUUUGAUGAGGAGUCGUACCAGACUUGGGUGUAUGAUUUCGAUGCUUAUGACCUGCCGCUGUACUAGGUGUCUGGGAAGCAGUUAGUUGGAUGAGGGGGUGGGUCUAGUGACUAUAUUGUGUACUAUAUAUGUCUGAGUGAGAUCUCUGCCUUUGUAGUAUAAUGUAUAUAUCACAAUAGUAGUAU